This is a messenger RNA of Panthera uncia (snow leopard), 3152 nucleotides long. RefSeq names its product component of oligomeric golgi complex 3 (gene COG3). Gene Ontology annotation, biological process: Golgi organization; intracellular protein transport; intra-Golgi vesicle-mediated transport. The transcript has 13 exons. Lineage: Eukaryota; Metazoa; Chordata; Mammalia; Carnivora; Felidae. Gene Ontology annotation, cellular component: COG complex; cis-Golgi network; membrane. The coding region runs from base 194 to 1816 and encodes 540 amino acids. The record is from RefSeq and is a predicted model, not a curated record.
GUUUAGAGCCACGUCUGUCCUGGCCUCGGUCCCGCCCACACACACUGUAGAAGCACUUCCGGAGUCGGGGUAUUCUGCUCCGCCCCGCCGCCGGUGCCUUGCUGGAAGCCCCGGCUCCCCCGGAAGUGGCCAGGGCCUGUCUGUCGGGGUCCCCUCCACCCCGCUGCUGUUGAGGGCCGCAGGGGCGGCGGCGAUGGCGGAGGCGGCGCUCUUGCUGCCGCCUGAGGCGGCGGCAGAGCGGGACGCUCGGGAGAAGCUGGCUCUCUGGGAUCGGAGACCCGACACGACGGCGCCGCUGACCGACAGGCAGACGGACUCGGUGUUGGAGCUGAAGGCGGCGGUGGAGAACCUGCCUGUGCCGGCCGAGCUUCCACUUGAAGACUUGUGCAGUUUAACAUCCCAGUCGCUGCCUGCUGCAGAGCCUUCAAUAGUACCUGAAUCUACAGAAGACAUUCUCUUGAAGGGUUUCAUUUCCUUAGAAAUGGAAGAAGAGAGAAUUGAAACUGCACAGCAGUUUUUCUCAUGGUUUGCAAAGCUACAAACUCAGAUGGAUCAGGAUGAAGAAACUAAAUAUAGACAGAUGAGGGAUUACUUGUCUGGGUUUCAGGAGCAGUGUGAUGCUAUAUUGAAUGAUGUAAACAGUGCUCUUCAGCAUCUGGAAUCAUUGCAGAAACAGUAUCUUUUUGUGUCCAAUAAGACAGGAACGCUACAUGAAGCCUGUGAACAGCUCCUAAAAGAACAGUCGGAACUUGUUGAUCUGGCAGAAAACAUUCAACAAAAGCUUUCCUAUUUUAAUGAAUUGGAAACUAUUAACACAAAACUGAAUUCUCCUACAUUGUCUGUUAAUAGUGAAGGAUUUAUACCUAUGCUGGCCAAGUUAGAUGACUGUAUAACAUAUAUCUCAUCUCAUCCACAUUUUAAAGAUUAUCCUGUAUAUUUGCUGAAGUUUAAGCAGUGUCUUUCGAAAGCCUUGCACCUCAUGAAGACAUACACUGUGAACACACUACAGAACCUCACCAGUCAGUUAUUGAAAAGGGAUCCUGCAUCUGUACCCAAUGCAGACAAUGCCUUCACAUUAUUUUAUGUGAAAUUUCGAGCUGCUGCUCCCAAAGUCAGAACUAUCAUUGAACAAAUAGAACAGCGAUCUGAAAAAAUACCUGAAUACCAGCAACUGCUGAAUGACAUCCAUCAGUGUUACCUUGACCAGCGGGAGCUUCUUUUAGGCCCUAGUAUCACCUGUACUGUAACAGAGUUAACCAGCCAGAACAACAGAGAUCAUUGUGCCUUGAUUCGCAGUGGCUGUGCCUUUAUGGUUCACGUGUGCCAGGAUGAGCACCAGCUUUACAAUGAAUUUUUCACAAAACCAACAUCAAAAUUAGAUGAACUUUUGGAGAAACUGUGUGUGUCGUUGUAUGAUGUCUUCAGGCCCUUGAUCAUUCAUGUUAUUCACUUAGAGACUCUAUCAGAACUUUGUGGGAUCCUUAAAAAUGAGGUGCUUGAAGAUCAUGUACAGAACAAUGCUGAACAACUGGGAGCAUUUGCAGCUGGAGUAAAGCAGAUGCUGGAAGACGUACAAGAGCGGCUAGUCUACAGAACCCACAUCUACAUUCAGACGGACAUCACGGGCUACAAACCUGCUCCGGGAGACCUGGCGUAUCCUGAUAAGUUGGUGAUGAUGGAGGUAGGGGCCCCUUCCUUGAUCUCUCCCUCAGUCCCACAUACCUUUUGGAUGUUUUGUACGAGUGAAGAUAGGAUUUUUCUUUUUAAUUCUCACUCAAGAUGUAAAAUCAAGAUAAACUUGGCCAUAAAAUCAUAGGAAAUAAAAUAAAAUAAAAUAAAAAUUGAACAGAAAUGAUCUGUUAGGUUGUUUUACCUUCAGGUUGUAUUUUAUAAUUCACUUCCCUCCCCUUUCUAGGAAAUAAUGUGUUCUCAAGUUUUAAAUUGAAUUUGUACUCCUUGUUAUUUCUCUCUCUCUUUUUUUUAAUAAAUGGCACAGAAGAGGGUUGAUAAUGUAGGAGCUACUGUAGUUGAUGGUCACAUAACCAUCCACAUGUCAUUCCGUCUCAUAAAAACCCUGGAGGACGUGUCCUCAAUUACACAGUGUUGAUGUCCAGUUUGUGGUUUGAAGACUUAGAUUUAUCUCACUGAUCAUUUAUCUCACUGAUUUAGUUGCAUAUGAAUACUUUCUUUCAGUGCUGGACAGAGUUUAAAUCAUGCUGAGGGUGUUAGUGCUAAAAUAGAAUUAGAAUCUAGAACCUGUAUUAUUAUUAUUAGUUUUUGAGAGAGAGGGAGAGAGGGCCUGUGCACACGAGUGGUAGAGGGGGAGAGAGAAACCCAAGCAGACUCUCUACUUCCUGCAUGGCUCGAUCCCACUACUGCGAGAUCAUGACCUGAGCUGACAUCAAGAGUCAGACGUUCAACUGAUUGAGCCACCCAGGGAGCCCAGAAUCUAGAACUUUCUUAAUGUAGGUUUCAAAUAUAAGCAAAAAGUAGAGUAAUACAAUGAACUCUUACAUACUCUUACAAACUCUUGUUUCACUUAGACCUCCAUUACUCCCCCUCCUCAUCAUUAGUUAUUUUUGAGCAAAUUCCAAACAUUUCACCAGUAAAUACUUCAGUAGGUAACUUUAAAAGGUAAGGGCAUGUAUUACUGUUUGUAGUGAAGUCUUUUUUUCCAGUUUCAUUAAAAAUAAUCAGCAUAUAUCAAUGUAUAAGCCUAAGGCAUAUAGCAUGAUGAUUUGACUUACAUACAUUAUGAGAUGAUUACACAGUAGGUUUAGUUAACAUUCAUCAUCUCAUAUGGAUAGCAAUAAAAAGAAAUUUCUGUAGGGGCUUCUGUGUGGCUCAGUCGGUUAAGUGUCUAAUUCUUGAUUUCAGCUCAGGUUGUGAGAUCGAGCCUUGCAUCAGGCUCUGCGCUGACAGCAUAGAGCCUUCUUGGGAUUCUUUCUCCCCCCGCCUUCCUUUGCGCGUGUGUCACACUCUGUCUCUCAAAAUAAAUAAACAUUAAAAAAAAAAAACCCAGAAAUUUCUCUUUGUGAUGAGACCUCUCAGGAUCUACCUCUCAACAACUUUCCUGUCUAUCAUAUAGUACUGUUAACUGUAGUUAUGUAGUCAUGUCAUACAUCAUAUUCCUAGUACUUAGUUAUCUUGUA